AUGGGUCACCAUUCAUGCUGCAACCAGCAGAAGGUGAAGAGAGGGCUGUGGUCGCCGGAGGAAGACGAGAAGCUCAUCCGCUACAUCACAACCCACGGCUAUGGCUGCUGGAGUGAAGUCCCCGAGAAAGCCGGGCUCCAGAGAUGCGGGAAGAGCUGCCGGUUGAGGUGGAUAAAUUACCUGAGGCCGGACAUUAGGAGAGGCAGAUUCACUCCCGAAGAAGAGAAGCUCAUCAUCAGCCUCCACGGCGUCGUUGGCAACAGAUGGGCUCAUAUCGCAAGUCACUUACCCGGAAGAACAGACAACGAGAUAAAAAAUUAUUGGAACUCAUGGAUCAAAAAGAAGAUCAGAAAACCUUCUCCUUCUCCUCCACCACCACCACCGUCACACUCCUCCUUACUCCUCCAACCUCCGCCACCAUCCUCUAGCCGGCAGCAGCAACCGCCAGCUUCCAACGGCGCCCAGUUAGUUAACAUAACCAACGUCAUAACCAAUAAUAACUACCCAACUUCCACCCAACUCCUUGACUUUUCCACGACCGCCCACCAACCCGACCCGACAUCAUUAUUACCCGCAGGAGGACGCGGGCCCCACCACCUCCUCCCGCCACCCGCCGACGCCAUCUUCCCUCCUCCUCCGCUCUUCAUCUUCGACGCCGCAGCGGCUGCCGGCGAUCACCAGAGCCAGCUUUUCAACGAGGCUGCGGCCGGAGGAUGGAACGACUUUCACAACCACCACCACCACCACCAUCAUAACCACAAUACUACGCCGCCGCCGCAGCCGUUCGGGUUCCUGCCACCGUUGUUCGAGAGCGAAGGGGAGCACAUGGAGGCGGCGGAGAGCAUGGCGGCGUUGAGGUGCCUGCAGAGGCACGGGGAGCUGAUGAUGAGCGACGACUGGGCGCCGGCGUCGUCGGGGAGUUUCCUGUUCUGGGAGGAGAACGACGUGGUUGUCGACGGCAGGGGAGUGCUCGCCGGCGGGGAGGUGGAUGGAGUGAUUGGCGGCGGCUGUUCGAGUAAUGCGGCGCCAAAUAUGGCGGCGGUAGGAGGGAUUUCGAAUUCCGCUCCUUUUGCUUCGUCGCUAUAG
Molecule: messenger RNA, 1086 nt
Organism: Linum trigynum
Lineage: Eukaryota; Viridiplantae; Streptophyta; Magnoliopsida; Malpighiales; Linaceae
Source: the annotation of a GenBank genome assembly